Uranotaenia lowii is the source of this 1242-nucleotide messenger RNA. RefSeq lists its product as uncharacterized. Lineage: Eukaryota; Metazoa; Arthropoda; Insecta; Diptera; Culicidae. The record is from RefSeq and is a predicted model, not a curated record. The coding region runs from base 634 to 1242 and encodes 202 amino acids. The transcript is spliced from 4 exons.
CCGGAUCUGUUUUGUUCAACCCUUUCUGCCGUGCAAUUUUUUUUUUUGUUACUAACUACUAUUUUCAAAACUACUUACAGCGUUAUCCAAAUCUUCCGCGCCUCCUCCCGGGAUCAAUUGUUUCGAGGUUAGAGCCACUGAAAAAGAAAUGAAUUAAGCAUUUAUUUAAAUACAUGAUUUCAAAAUAAUCAUACUUACCAUUGUCUCUAGUGUAUGUACGCUUUUGAGACAUUUUUUUUUCGGUUAGUGUUAGACAGCGUCAACUAAAUUUUCACUUUUUUCCGACAAAUCUAAAAGAAAGCAAGAAAUUUUCACUUCAGCUUGGCAACGAUAAAUUUACCGAUAAACAAACCGCACACGCUUAUUGUAAAACACUAUAAAUUGGAUUACUUGAACACGAAGAAAAAUUGUGAAAUAAGGUAAAAUAUUGUGAAUAAACUAUAAAUUAUAUCGUUGUAUGAUAGGUUUUGAUAAACCAUUCUAUUGACAUUAUCAUUUAAUUGUGUACGUCUAGGGUGAUUUCGGUUCCCGAAGAUUUAAUUUAAUUCAUUCAUUGAAAUUACGGUAUGUAAUUCGAAUUUUCGAGCGAAGAUAUAUUUCAUAACGAAAUUUGAAAAAUCAAGUUGAGGAAAAAUGAGAAAUUCAAGAAUGAGUUCGUUAUUUACCCGAAAUAUGGAGGUUCCGUAUGCCCGAAAAUAUCUCAAGCGGGUUCCGAUUCCGAACAACUCAGGGCAACCUGAUCAAACUUUGGAAAGCUUUCCUGCAAAUCAACACAGACGUAUUUCGACGGAUACUUCAAUGGUUAUUGGUGAUAAAACAGAAAAAAAAGGUGAAAACCCGAUCAGACCUGAAAUGCAUACAAUGUGUUUCAGUGACACGGAUUCCGAAGAGGACGAAGCCAUAUCUCGGCUGCACGAUUUUGAAAUGGAUGAGGAAUUAUUAGGCGGGUACUUUUUUCCCCAAAUCGAUUCAGAUAUAUCAUUCAAUGCUGAUAACAACGGAUCGCCGAUCUUGGAAGAUAAUAAAUUCGAAGCCAUGAUGAUGGUAUUACAUAUUUUUUUAAGACACAAUCUUAGCAUUGUUGCUCUCGAGGAUAUCUUGCGGAUGGUUAAUUUAAUUUUAAAAGCAAAAUGUGUUCCUGAAUGUGGCAGAACUUUCUUGAAUUUUUUUAAUAACCCUUCAUAUGUACGGCAUCACAUUUGCAGUAAAUGUGGAAUUUAUUUAGGUAAGUGUUUUUGGUAA